GACUUUGACGAGUGCCAAGCACCUGAUCUCAACAACUGUCACAAAAAGGCUAAAUGUACCAACACUGUAGGUUCAUACAACUGUUCUUGCCUUAAAGGAUUCAUUGGGGAUGGUGUCCUUUGUCGAGGUAAGCUUCUCUAACCUCUAGUCAUAAAGCUACUAGCAUCAUGGCCAAAUGGAUGGAUCAGUUUUCAUGAACCAGUCUUGUGUGCCACUUUUUUGAUCCUACUUCUUUUAACUUCCUCCUUCCCAUUUCUGAAUGAAUGAAUGAACAACUUUAUUUACCAAGGGUGAAACAUUACAGUUAAGAACUGGUAAACUUGUGGCCCUCCCCUAAGAUAUAAAAGUAAUUUAUAAAUAUUAACAAAGUUAAGUUAAAAAUUAUAAAAAACAAAAAAAACACAGUGAAUGUAAUAGUACAUGUUUCAAUGUUAAGUUAAAUUGAAGUUAAAAUGUUAAAUUUAAAUGUUAAAUUCUUUUUUUAUAUCUAUUUUUUAAUGAAAAAUGUUUCGGAUGAAACAUCAUCCAUCGUCAGUUGUAUAAUGAGAUAUAAAAUAAAAUUAUACCAUAAAUAAUGCAUUUUUGAUACAUUUUAUUUCUCAUUAUACAAACUGACAAUGGAUGAUGUUUCAUCUGAAACAUAUUUUGUUUUCAUUUAAAAAAGAUAAAAAAAUGAACUUUAAAAGCAUUGAGUGGUUCAUCAAAGUGAUAUCUUACUUCAUGUGGCUACAAAGGCUUAAUAUUUAAAUAUAAUAUUACAAAGGGGUCAGAUGAUUUAAAAAAUCAUGAAAUAGGAAAGCUAUUUAAGCCAGCAUAACCUUCCUUUAUUAAAUUACAAUAGUUCUGUUUGAAUGCGUUAAUACUGCUAAUACUCUCUGAUGUUCUUUGUUUGACAUCCAAUUAGAGCCCGUUUAGAACAUCCGAGAAUCAGCUUAACAGCUGUGUGUCUGUUCAUUAAUAAGUCACAGAUGAUGUCUGUGAAGUGGUUAGAACAAAAAAGAGGCACACAAGGGUGACUUCUGUGAUCUAUUAAUGAACAGACCCAUGACAACAUGGAAAACAUUUGUUUUAUAUGAUAAAAAGCAACAUGUUGUUCAUGGUGUUAUCGUCUAUGCAUCUGUCCAGGAUACAGCUGAUCAUUUUACAUAGUUAUAUUCAACAGUUCUAAACUUCAUUUUUGGCCAAGCAGCAAACAAAACACAUUUAAACCAUGGUGAGAGGUUACAUGUAUGAUUCUAUAUUAGGACAAAUGUCGUUGGAAGCACAUGCCAUUUACUUGUACCAUUCAAACAAUCAGUCUAAAUACUGCUAUAACAACAACACAGCAAUCAUCUUAAGCAUCUUAUUUGAAACACACACUUUAAGGUCAAUAACAGACCAUGUCACUGCAUGCAUGUUUUGAUUCAAACACAAUAAUAAGCUAUUGCUAUCACACACAAUAAAUUAAGCGAUAAGAAUAAUGUAAGUCAAGGAGAAACCCUGUGUACCUCCUCAAAGCAUGUGGUUAUCCCAGUUUUUCAUUAGGAUAUGGAUCCACGUGCAGUUCUGUUUACAUGUUUUUAUAG
Messenger RNA from Pocillopora meandrina, 1565 nucleotides. The record is from the annotation of a GenBank genome assembly. Lineage: Eukaryota; Metazoa; Cnidaria; Anthozoa; Scleractinia; Pocilloporidae.